Messenger RNA from Bolinopsis microptera, 2089 nucleotides. RefSeq names its product PH and SEC7 domain-containing protein 3-like. The record is from RefSeq and is a predicted model, not a curated record. Lineage: Eukaryota; Metazoa; Ctenophora; Tentaculata; Lobata; Bolinopsidae. The coding region runs from base 62 to 709 and encodes 215 amino acids. The transcript has 6 exons.
CCUGGGCUACGAGAACGUGAUACACAAACAAGGAUCCCUGGUAAAGAAGAACUACAUUCUGAUGUCCGGGAAGAGACCUGGCAUGUUCAAGAGAGGGUGGAAGAGGUGGGACGCGGAGUUGAGAGGCAGCAAGCUUACAUUCAGUAAAGGAGGAAAGAAAGUGGAGAUAAUUUGUCAUCACUGCCUAGCAUCGCGGACGAUGACACGCAACAGACACUGUGUCAUCUUACUAGCCUGUGCUGACGACAGACAAUUCUUACUGCAGGCUGCUGACGACACAGAUAUGCAGGAGUGGAUGCAUGCUAUUAACAAGGUAGCAGCAAUGUUCAGCGCCCUCCCAAUGGCGGCCCCUGUCAGCAACAGUAACACGUUCCAACCCCACUCUCUCCCGAUGAGUCGAACUAGAUGUUCUCUUGAGGAUCAGCUUCAAAACCACAUGACUCAGGUUGAUAAGCUAACACAAGAGUACGAUGCACUGAUAAGACAGCAGAGCAAUCUGGUGGCCCCGACUCCUGAGUGGCACUACAAGAAACGGUACAUGGAGAAGGAGAAGGAGAAGUUUGAGGAGUAUGCGCACCUUCUCAACACACUGCUCUACCCCGACUCCGAGGAAACCCUCAUGUCUCCUUCUUCCUUUGGUAGAGCCACCGCCAACCGGAUGAGCUACAAACGAGCGGUUCAGAAAAACGUUGAACCAGUGAACGUGUGAUGUCAGCUCUACAAAGUGUAUUUACCUCUCUCCCUGCGAGAUGAACCUUACUCACUUCCUCAUCUUACUUUAGGACUAUAAUUAGGAUGUUAAAGCAUUUCGUUCAGUUAAUCUCAUCAAUCGAGUAGAUUCUACUUCAGGGGUGGAGGAGGAGGAUUUAGGUGGGAGUUUACUUGUCACGUAUAGUUAUCACCUGUCUAAUUACAUGACAAAAUCUUUUAAAUGUGACAAAUAUGUCAUCUGAAAAUGUUAACCGGGACUGUUAAAAAGCAAUUUUUUUGCAUACCAGUUUUUAGCCUAGAUUUUGAUUAGGUGCAUAUCGGUUUUUAGCCUAGAUUUUGAUUAGGUGCAUACUGCAUCCUUUACCUUUGCUGGGACAUGACUUUGAGAGGGAGACCAUGUCAAACUCUAUCUCGAAAUAUAAAUCGAAUAGACAAGUGAUUAGUUAUUCAGUGGUUUUAUUCACGGUUAGAAUUAUUGUAGAUAGUUCUCGUGUGCAUCAAAUGAUAAAUAGAUAAUCUCGCUCUAAAAUUAUUUGCUCCCGACUACUUCUCCACCACUGAAGGUCCCCAGAGAGUUUCUCUGAUCCAUUCAAAACUACUGGACUGUUGUGGGUAUUUUAACAAUAAUUUUAUUGAAAAUUUAUCGUAUAAACCAAGUCUUUUUAAGUUAAAGUAAAUGUUUCAAUUAAUAUUCUGAUGCUUAAGUUACCUUUAACCUUAAAGCUGAUACGAACCGUUUACAAGAAUUUGUUUAGUUUCGAGAGAUCACGUCACAAGCUAGGCUUCCCCUUUAGCACAGUCGCGAAAAGAUGGCCUCUAAAUUUUAAGCUUUGAAUGUAAUUCGAUUGCAAUUUCGGGCUUAUAUAGCGGCCUGCUUAAUUCGCGGCGGUUAUAUAGAAUUAGUGUUAUUUAUGUAACUACUUGAGUAAUAUUAGGGCGACAGGAAUUUAUUUGGGAUCAUCGAUAUGUUCAAUGUUUAUACUUGUGAAAACAUUUGUUAUUGAUAUUUAUUUUACCAGACUUCAGUAACUAAUGAGAAGAUGGCUUCCGUAAUGAUACCAUAUUCAGUCAGUAUAUCUGAGAAACUUAAUGCAUGAUCUCUACGAUUUUCUUUUAAUAAGCAGAAUUCAUAAUUAGUUAAUUAAUUGAUUAAUAUUAUGGCGGUGAUUUGUAGAACUUCUCAUUUCCUCGACCUCAAUUUGACAGAAAACCAAUCAAGUCGUUCUACAGAGCCAUGGACACAUUUUAUUUCUUUUAAGUUGCUAGAUAAGAAUUCGCUCAAAAAUGAGUUGUCGUCAUCUUUACAUACUAUUACUACAGGAUGUAUCAUAUUAAUUCAGCUGUUAUGUUUUCAGAAUUUUUGUUACAGCAUAUUUUA